This is a messenger RNA of Geosmithia morbida, 2544 nucleotides long. RefSeq names its product beta-glucosidase. The record is from RefSeq and is a predicted model, not a curated record. Lineage: Eukaryota; Fungi; Ascomycota; Sordariomycetes; Hypocreales; Bionectriaceae. The transcript has 3 exons. Gene Ontology annotation, biological process: glucan catabolic process. Gene Ontology annotation, molecular function: beta-glucosidase activity. The coding region runs from base 1 to 2544 and encodes 847 amino acids.
AUGGCGUACUCGGUCAACCUGCCCGACAUCCUCUCGCGGCUGACGCUGCAGGAGAAGAUCUCCUUGCUCGCUGGUGCCGACCUCUGGCGGACGGUCCCCAUUCCUGAAAAGGGUGUGCCCUCGGUCAAGACGUCUGAUGGACCCAAUGGUGCUCGUGGAGACUCUUUUACUGGUGGCACCACGGCUGCCUGCUUCCCUGCCGCCUGCUGUAUGGCCUCAACCUUCGACGUGACCCUGGCCAGGCGCGUAGGCACGGCUCUGGCAGAGGAGACACACUCCAAGGGUGCCCGCUGUCUUCUGGCCCCCACAAUGUGCACCCAGAGGCAUCCCCUGGGUGGCCGUAACUUCGAGUCCUUCUCUGAGGACCCCUUCCUGGCCGGUAAGAUGGCCGCCCAGGUCGUCAAGGGCGUGCAGGACAUUGGCGUUGCCGCCACUAUCAAGCACUUUGCUGCCAACGAGCAGGAGACAGAGCGUCUGACCGUCAACGAGACGGUCAGCGAGCGUGCCCUGCGUGAGAUCUACCUCAAGCCCUUUGAGAUCUCAGUCAAGGAGGCCCGGCCCUGGGCCGUCAUGACCGCCUACAACAUGGUCAACGGCCACCACGCCGACUCCAAUGAAUUCCUUCUCAAGGACGUCCUCAGGGGCGACUGGGGUUGGGACGGCCUCAUCAUGAGUGACUGGGGCGGCACCAAUUCGACUGGCGCCAGUCUCAAUGCAGGCCUGGACCUUGAGAUGCCCGGCCCCACCAGGUGGAGGACCCAAGAAGCUGUCCUGGCCGCUAUCAAGUCCGGUGAGGUGAGCGAGAAGACUAUUGACGAGCGUGCCAUGCGUGUUCUCGAGUUUCUCAAGCGCCUCAAGUGCUUCGAGGAUCCCUCCAUGCCCCCGGAGCAGGCCAUCAACAGGCCCGAGCAUCAAGCCCUCAUCCGCGAGGCUGGAUCCAAGGGUAUAGUACUUCUCAAGAAUGACGAUGCCAUUCUCCCUCUGUCCAAAGACAAGGUCAGGGGUAAGAAGAUUGCCCUCCUGGGCCACGCCAAGACGGGCAUGGCUCAUGGCGGUGGCAGCGCUUCGGUCAAUGCCCAUUACCGCAUCACCCCGUGGGAUGCCCUGAACGAGGCACUAGGCCCCGAUGUCGAGUUCACCUACUCCAAGGAAGAGGCUUCCAUGGCUAACGUAAAAGAGAUACCAGGUGCCCAUACUUUCCGCAUGAUGCCCUCCAUUUCAGAAAAUGUCGUCGAUCUCACCGGCGGAAAAGGCUGGACACGCAAGUUCUAUGAGCAGGGUUCCACGGUCCCCGUCGACGUCAGCCACGGGCACGAGGAUUGUGACAUCAAUGUGCUCGGAUUCGGAGUCAGGAACAAGGAUGCUACCAUUGAGGGAACUUACACGGCUCCCGAGACGGCCACCUACUACUUUACCUGCUCCGGACUGGGCCCUAGCCAGCUGAUCAUCAACGACAAGCUCGUUUCUGAGCAAAAGAAAAACUGCGAGGAUGCAAUGGGCUUCCUUUUUGGCGGCACUGCGACUCCAGAGGUUAAGGUGCCGCUCGAGGCUGGAAAAGAGUACAAGAUAGUGGUUCGAACGCGCCCCGCUGUCAAGGAAGGUGACCAGGGUUUCGGCAUUCUCCAAGGCAGGAUUGGUGUCCGCAUCGGUCACAUGUCCGCGACAGAGUAUGACAAGGACCUCCUCUCCGAGGCUGUCGACGCGGCCAAGGCGGCGGACGUGGCUGUUGUCUUCGUAGGUCACGAGACGGCAUGGGAGACGGAGGGCCAGGACCAGGUGUCGUUUAACCUGCCCAAAGACGGCAGCCAGGACCGCCUCAUCAGCGCCGUGGCCAAAGCCAACCCCAACACGAUUGUCGUGAACCACACAGGCGUCGCCAUAGCCAUGCCGUGGCUUGGCGAGAUCAAGGGCCUCUUGCAGGCCUGGUUCCCUGGCCAGGAGGUGGGUAACUCAGUCGCCGAUGUGUUGACGGGCCGCCAGAACCCCGAGGGCCAUCUGACGUGCACAUUCCCCAAGUUCCUCGAAGACAGCCCCGCGCACGACAACUUCCCCGGCAAGCACGAUGCCAAUGGCCGCCUACAGGUCACAUACGAGGAGGGCAUCUUUGUCGGCUACCGUCACUUUGACCGCCUGCCCGCCGACAAGGUCAACUUUCCCUUUGGCUACGGUCUCUCUUACACCACUUUUGGCCUGUCUGAUCUGAGCGUCGAGGAGUCUGACGGCAGCUACACCGUCAAUGUCAAGCUCUCCAACACCGGCAAGGUGGCUGGCGCCACGGCCGUGCAGAUCUAUGUGGGCGCCGCUGACAAGCCGUCUGACGAUCCCGUCAAGGUCCUCGCCGCAUUUGCGAAGGUCCAUGUCGAGCCUGGGGAGAGCAAGACGGUCAGCCUGCCCGUUACCGUGCGCGAGUUUGCUUCAUUUGACGAGGCUUCGCGCAAGUGGGUUAUCAAGGGUGGUGAUUAUAACUUCAUGGCGGGCAAGUCUGCAGGUGAGAUUGUGCAGGAGACCAAGGUCGCCGUCAAGGCGCAGUCGUUUGAUCCGUAG